Setaria italica (foxtail millet) is the source of this 2979-nucleotide messenger RNA. RefSeq lists its product as uncharacterized. The coding region runs from base 204 to 2876 and encodes 890 amino acids. The record is from RefSeq and is a predicted model, not a curated record. The transcript has 18 exons. NCBI's taxonomy places the organism in Eukaryota, Viridiplantae, Streptophyta, Magnoliopsida, Poales, Poaceae.
GCAUUCCAUCCCCCCUCUCCCCACCCUCCGCAUUUAAAAUUCCAAUCCGUCUCAUCGACCUUUCCAUCCCCCAACUCUCCACAAGCAUCAAUCGCCGCCGCCGCCGCCGCCACCUCUCCCCGUCUCCAUCUCCAUCCCCGAGAACCAUUCCAAGAAUAGCAGCAGCAGCAGCCUCCGGUGAGCUUGACCAGCAACAGGAACCCAUGGCCCUCCGCGCGCUCGACAACACGAUGCCCGCCGUCGUCGAGGAGCGGCCCAAGAAGGUCGCUAAGGUGGCCGUCCCCGCCCCCGCCGCCGCCGUCAAGGCCGCCUCCCCCGGGAGCGGCAAGAAGAAGAAGAAGAACGACGAGAACUCGGCGCCCAGGGCCACGGCCGCGGCGGGGGAGCAGGCUGUGGAGUACAUCCCGUCGGCGGAGCUGGAGGCGGCGGCCCACCCCAAGGCCAAGGCCGCGGGGCUUGUCGCGGAGCUGGACUCCAAGGACUGGAUCCGCGCGUGCGAGGCGCUCAACGACGCGCGCCGCCUCGCGAUCCACCACUCCGCGCUCCUGAACCCGAUCCUGGAGAAAGUGAUGCUGGCGAUCGUGAAGACGAUGAAGAACCCGCGCAGCGCGGUGCUGAAGACGUCCAUCAUGGCCUGCACCGACAUCUUCAACUCCUGCGGCAACCUCCUCUCCUCCGUCUCCGACGACGCCUUCGACAAGCUGCUGCUGCAGCUCCUGCUGAAGGCGUCCCAGGACAAGCGGUUCGUGUGCGAGGAGGCCGAGAAGGCGAUGCGCGCGAUGGCGGCGUCGAUGCCGCCGCUCCCCCUGCUGAAGAAGCUCAAGGCGUACGUCCACCACGCCAACCUCAGGGUCAGGGCCAAGGCCGCCGUCGCCAUCUCCCACUGCGCCGCCAGGAUGGACAUCGAGGCCAUGAAGGAGUUCGGGAUGUCGGCGCUCCUCCAGGUGGCAGCGGAGCUCCUGAACGACCGGCUACCGGAAGCCAGGGAGGCCGCCCGCAGCGUGGUGGGGUCGAUGCACGGCGCCUUCGCCAAGGAGGCCGCGGCGAGGGGGGAGGAGGAGGAGGCGGACGCGCCCACCGUGGCCGCCUCCUGGGAGAGCCUCUGCUCCCUCAGCCUGCCGCCCAUCUCCGCGCAGGCCGUCGUCAAGAUCGCCUCGUCGUCGCAGACUCGUGCAUUCCGAUGGGCCAGUGACGUUGAGAUGGGCACCGAGCUCAUCCGGCAAACCCCAGCCAACCCCAAUCUUCUCGAUCGCCAAACCUCGAGUGAGCGAUUGCUUCAAGGAAUCGGGGAUCCUCCUCCUCUUAUCCAAUAUAUCCGAGCCCCGUCGGCGUCACGCAGCUUUCGGCCGCUUACUAGUACUUGCACGGCGGGUGCUGCCCCCGCCCUGUUCGUGUUGGACGGACGCAGUGGGACUGGAGGCUGCUUGGGUAGUGGGGGAUCCAUGGACGGAGGCAAGAAGGUUGAGCGGCCGCACGGCGAUGCCGCCGAGGAGGAUCCUGAACGGCAGCCUGCUCUGGUGGAUGAAGACGACGGCAACCAGAAGGCGCCUCGCCGGAGCAAGCGGGUUGCUUCCCUCGACGUGUUCCGAGGCCUCACCGUCGCUCUGAUGAUACUGGUGGACGGCGCGGGCGGCGAGUGGCCGGUCAUCGGGCACGCGCCGUGGGACGGCUGCAACCUCGCCGACUUCGUCAUGCCCUUCUUCCUCUUCAUCGUCGGCAUGGCCAUUCCCCUCUCCCUCAAGAGAAUUCCUGACCGUGGUCAAGCCAUCAGGAGAGUAGUCAUCAGGACACUGAAGCUGCUCUUUUGGGGGAUCCUGUUGCAAGGCGGUUACUCGCAUGCUCCGGAUAAACUGACAUAUGGAGUUGACAUGAAGCACGUAAGAUGGGGUGGAAUUCUCCAGAGGAUUGCUCUUGCAUACUUGGUAGCUGCAGUUCUAGAGAUUGUUACAAAAGAUGCAAAGAUUCAGGAUCAGUCAAGUUCAGGCUUCUCUAUCUUCAGAAUGUACCUUUCCCAAUGGAUUGUUGCAUGCUGCAUUCUAGUGGUCUACCUAUCUCUUGUUUAUGGAAUUUAUGUUCCUGACUGGGAAUUCAGAGUGCAAAAUGUUGACAGCCCAAACUACGGCAAAGUUUUAACAGUGACUUGUGGUACAAGGGGGAUAUUAAGCCCUCCUUGCAAUGCUGUUGGUUACAUUGACCGCAAAAUUCUUGGCAUCAAUCACUUGUACCAGAGACCGGCAUGGAGAAGGCACCAGGCCUGUACUGAUAGUUCCCCACAUGAGGGGCCUUUUAAGAACGAUGCCCCAGCAUGGUGUGUUGCGCCAUUCGAACCUGAAGGGAUACUAAGCUCAUUUUCUGCGGUAUUGAGUACGAUCAUUGGUGUGCACUACGGGCAUGUGCUUGUCCAUAUGAAGAGUCAUACAGAGAGGCUGAGGCAGUGGUUUACCAUGGGCAUAGCUCUUCUUGUUCUUGGAAUCAUUCUACAUUUCUCACAUGCAAUUCCACUUAAUAAACAACUCUACACAUUCAGUUACAUCUGCGUCACUGCCGGCGCUGCUGGAGUCGUGUUCUCCAUAUUCUACUUCCUGGUUGACAUCCUGAACCAUGGCUACGCGUUCGCGCCCCUGCGGUGGAUCGGGAUGAACGCGAUGCUGGUGUACGUGAUGGCCGCGGCGGGCAUCUUCGAGGGGUUCCUCAACGGGUGGUACUACGAGGGCACCAACAACACGCUGGUUUACUGGGUGAGGAAGCACGUGUUCGUGAAGGUAUGGCACUCCACCAGGGUCGGCAUCCUCCUCUACGUCCUCUUCGCGCAGAUCCUCUUCUGGGCCCUCGUCUCCGGCGUCCUCCACCGCGCCGGCCUCUACUGGAAGCUCUAAUUUAGUGUACAGACACGGUGCCUCCGUUUGUCCAAAUUUGUUUGAAAUCAGAUUUGAAUUGCAGUUUCGCAGGCCCUGAAUUUGACAGUAGCUGGUCAGUGUU